UAACAUUAACUAAUAUUAAAAAUGAAGUCAAUACUUUUGUUAGUAUUACUCUCAAUAGUAAAUGCAGAUAAUAAUAACACAAAUGAUUUCGAUAUAAAAGACUACGAAAAUGUGAAAAACUCACGUAACUUCACGGGAAAAGUAGUUUUAGUGACCGGAUCGAGCACUGGUAUCGGUGAGGGUAUUGUCAAACUAUUCUCCAUAUUAGGUGCCAAAGUGGUGGUCACCGGUAGGAAUGAAACACAGAUUGAGAAAGUGGCUCAAGAAGUACAACAACUAUCUCCCUAUGGACUGAAGCCGUUACAAGUGGUGGCAGAUCUCACCAAAAAUGAUGAUUUGAAUACUCUUAUCAACAAAACUAUUGACACAUUUGGCAAACUGGAUGUAUUGGUGAACAACGCCGGCAUUUACCCCAUGUCUCCCAUCAGUGACGCAAACAUUAUGCAAGUCUUUGAUCAGGUGUUCAAUACUGAUCUGCGAGCCAUUGUCCACACCAUUCACCUCUCGCUUCCAUUUAUGACCAAAACUAACGGCACUAUUAUUAACAUUUCAAGUAUUGCUGCUUUACAUCCGUCGAAUCCGUUUUUGGCGUACAGUUCCGCAAAAGCAGCCCUCGAUAUGUUGACAAAGGUAUUGGCCCUUGAAUUGGGUCCGCAAGGGAUUCGUGUCAAUACUAUUAAUCCCGGUGCAACUCAAGUGCCAUCAAUGGAUCUAAGCGUAGAUCUGAUUAAAAAAAUGGUUCAUAAGAUAACAACUCUGACACCACUGGAGAGAUUGGGACAGCCGUUAGAUGUGGCCAAAGGGGUGGCAUUCCUGGCCUCAAGUGAUGCCCAUAUCAAAUGCUCAGCAUUCAUUGCUAUUACAAACGUAUUCGCACUUCAAUCCAAUGAUAUCUACGACGAGGUGAGGGGUUCACGAAAUUUCACGGGAAAAGUAGUUUUGGUGACCGGAAGUAGUUCUGGAAUCGGAGAACAAAUCGUCAAACUAUUCUCGGCAUUGGGCGCCAAUGUUGUGGUCACCGGUACAAAGGAUGCGGACAUACAGCGAGUGGUCAAAGAGGCUCAAGACUUAUCGCCACAAAAGCUUAAACCAUUAGGACUGGCGGCAGACCUCACAAAAACGGAUGAAUUGGAAAAACUAGUGAAUGAGACCAUCAAGACGUUCACCAAAUUGGAUGUAUUGGUCAAUAAUGCGGGCAUUUAUUUGACGGCUAAUCUUAUGGACAAAAAAUUUUGGGACACUUUCGCGGCGUAUGAGAAAAUCGAUGUCACGGCGGCCCUACAGCUCAUACAACAUGCCGUCCCAUACCUGCAAAAAACAAAGGGAUCUAUCAUUAGUAUAUCCAGUGUUAUCAUACAGAGACCGCAAAAAGGUAUGUUAGCCUACGAACUGGCCAAGGAGUGCCUGGAUAUGUCUACCCGGGUAUUAUCGCUAGAGUUGGCACCACUGAUCCGAGUGAAUGCAAUCAGUCCCGGCUCAGUGUUGUCCCACCCGUUGAAUACGACAGACCCGGUGGCUGUGGCCCAGUAUAACAAGACCGUCAAAAUCACACCAUUGGCCAGAAUAGGUCAGACCUCAGACAUCGCCAAAGGUGUGGUAUUCCUGGCCUCCAGUGAUGCCGAGUUCAUCACCGGUCAGAAUCUGGUCAUCGAUGGCGGACUCAACUAUAACAUGGACUCAAACUUUUCUAAUCCAUAA
This is a messenger RNA of Oppiella nova, 1698 nucleotides long. The record is from the annotation of a GenBank genome assembly. NCBI's taxonomy places the organism in Eukaryota, Metazoa, Arthropoda, Arachnida, Sarcoptiformes, Oppiidae.